Messenger RNA from Bathycoccus prasinos, 2526 nucleotides. RefSeq lists its product with no specific name. Lineage: Eukaryota; Viridiplantae; Chlorophyta; Mamiellophyceae; Mamiellales; Bathycoccaceae. The record is from RefSeq and is a predicted model, not a curated record. The transcript is spliced from 2 exons. Gene Ontology annotation, molecular function: ATP hydrolysis activity; polyubiquitin modification-dependent protein binding; ATP binding. Gene Ontology annotation, cellular component: cytosol; nucleus; VCP-NPL4-UFD1 AAA ATPase complex. Gene Ontology annotation, biological process: retrograde protein transport, ER to cytosol; autophagosome maturation; mitotic spindle disassembly. The coding region runs from base 1 to 2526 and encodes 841 amino acids.
AUGGCAACGGACGAGGAGCUCGAGGCGAAGAAAGUCAACGAGAACGACAAAGCGCCCGAGGGACAAACGCAAGUACCCUCAGAAAAGAAAAAAGUGAAAGACGUGACGGCGAUUUUGGAGAGGAAGAAAGCGCCGAACAGACUCGUCGUCGAUGAAGCGGUGAACGACGAUAACUCAGUCGUCGCGUUAUCCCCGGCGAAAAUGGAAGAGCUGCAGCUCUUCCGCGGGGACACGGUUCUCGUGAAAGGAAAAAAGCGCAAAGACACCGUGUGCAUCGUCCUAGCGGACGACCAGUGCGACGACGGGAAAGUUCGGAUGAACAAAGUGGUGAGGAAAAAUUUACGGGUGAGGUUAGGGGACGUGAUUUCGAUUCAUCAGUGCACGGACGUGAAAUACGGGGCGAGGAUUCACGUGCUGCCGUUUGGGGAUACCAUCGAAGGCGUUUCUGGGAACUUGUUCGACGUGUAUUUGAAGCCGUACUUUUUGGAGGCGUACAGACCGGUGAGGAAAGGGGAUACGUUUUUGGCGAGAGGCGGGAUGAGAGCGGUGGAAUUCAAGGUUGUAGAAACGGAUCCGGCGGAGUAUUGCAUCGUCGCGCCAGACACGGAGAUCUUUUGUGAAGGCGAACCGAUUAACCGCGAAGACGAGGAACGUUUGGAUGAGGUUGGCUACGACGACGUCGGAGGGGUCAGGAAGCAAAUGGCGCAAAUUCGAGAGUUGGUCGAGUUGCCGUUGCGACAUCCGCAGUUGUUCAAAACCAUCGGGGUGAAACCGCCGAAAGGUAUUUUGUUGUACGGUCCUCCGGGUUCUGGAAAAACCUUGAUCGCCAGAGCGGUGGCGAACGAAACCGGCGCGUUUUUCUUUUUAAUCAACGGUCCGGAAAUCAUGUCCAAGUUGGCCGGCGAAUCCGAAUCCAACUUGAGAAAGGCUUUCGAGGAAGCCGAGAAGAACUCGCCGGCAAUUAUUUUCAUCGACGAAGUCGAUUCGAUCGCGCCGAAGAGAGACAAGACGAAUGGGGAAGUGGAGAGAAGAAUCGUAUCGCAAUUGUUGACGCUGAUGGAUGGGUUGAAGGCUCGAUCGCACAUCAUCGUCAUGGCGGCGACGAAUAGACCGAACAGCAUCGACCCGGCGUUGAGACGAUUUGGUAGAUUUGAUCGCGAGAUUGAUAUCGGCGUCCCAGACGAAGUUGGACGCUUGGAAGUGAUGAGAAUACACACGAAGAACAUGAAGUUGGACGAGGAGGUUGAUUUGGAGGUGGUGGCGAAGGACACGCACGGUUUUGUCGGCGCGGAUUUGGCGGCGUUGUGUACCGAAGCCGCGUUGCAAUGCAUUCGCGAAAAGAUGGACGUCAUCGAUUUGGAAGACGAUGAAAUCGACGCGGAGAUUUUGGAUUCGAUGGCCAUCAGCAACGACCACUUCAAAACCGCUUUGGCGCAAACCAACCCGUCCGCGUUGAGAGAAACUGUGGUGGAAGUACCAAACGUCUCGUGGGACGACGUCGGCGGCUUAGAAACGGUCAAGCAAGAGUUGCAAGAAACCGUGCAAUAUCCGGUCGAACACCCGGAAAAAUUUGAGAAGUUCGGCAUGGCACCGAGUAAAGGGGUGUUGUUUUACGGUCCACCGGGUUGCGGUAAGACGUUGUUGGCGAAAGCGAUCGCGAACGAGUGCCAAGCGAAUUUCAUUUCCAUUAAAGGCCCGGAGUUGUUAACGAUGUGGUUCGGCGAAUCGGAAUCCAACGUCAGAGAGGUUUUCGAUAAAGCCAGGCAAAGCGCCCCGUGCGUGCUGUUCUUCGACGAGCUGGAUUCGAUUGCGAACCAACGCGGCUCUUCCGCCGGCGACGCCGGCGGUGCCGCCGAUCGCGUCUUGAACCAGUUGCUUACGGAAAUGGAUGGCAUGAACUCGAAGAAGACGGUAUUUAUCAUCGGCGCGACGAACCGACCGGAUAUCAUCGAUACCGCGUUGAUGCGCCCGGGUCGUUUAGAUCAGUUGAUUUACAUCCCGUUACCGGAUGACAAAUCGAGAAUUUCUAUCUUUAAAGCGAACUUGAGAAAGUCCCCGAUUGCCAACGACGUCGACGUGGAAACUUUGGCCAAGUUUACGCACGGGUACUCUGGUGCCGAUAUCACGGAAAUCUGCCAACGCGCGUGCAAAUACGCCAUCCGCGAAAGCAUCGAGAAAGAUAUCGAACGCGAACGCGCCAUGGCGCAAAAACCAGAAGGUGCCAUGGAAGAAGACGAAGAAAACUACGUCGAUCCGGUGCCAGAAAUCACCAAGGCGCACUUUGAAGAGGCGAUGAAGUACGCUCGCCGCUCGGUUUCAGACGCGGACAUCCGCAAGUACCAAGCGUUCUCGCAAACUUUACAACAAAGCCGAGGCCACGUGGGCGAUUUUAGAUUCCCGAACGAAGGCGGAGCUGCUGCUGGCGGUGGUUCCGGCGCGGCUCCGGCGGCUGGCGGCGCCCAAACGGUUGGCGACGCCUUUGCCGCCGCCGCCGCGCAAGACGACGACGACGAUUUGUACGAUUAA